CGCUAACCGACAGCUGAGCCACCCUGUGAGGGAUAAAGACAAACUCCGUAAAGCCAGCUGUUGUGUUUUAACGAUCGGCUUUCAACUGCGUAGGAAUUCCGAAUGCCGCCCGGAUGUAUUUGUUUUGCAUGGCGAGGCUUGAUUUAACCGUAACUGCCGUUCAUCAAAUCAACAACAACCUCACCAUCGCCCUCACUCUCACUAAGAAAUCAAAUAAUCACCAGAACCUCGCAAGCUUCUUACUCUAUCUCCCAGUUUGGCAGCUAAAUCCUCUUAGUUUGAGAGCAUUCUGCGAUAACAAUCAACUCGUUGCACGAUAACAUCUAAAUCAUCUCAUCCUGCAUCCUGCAUCUUAACUUCUUGCAUCAUGCCUUCAAUCUCAGGCCAAUCAAUUCUCGUCCUUGGGGGCUCAUCCGGUAUUGGAGCAGCUGUUGCAAAGCUGGCAUUAGAGCAAGGAGUGCACGUAUUCAUUGCCUCCUCAAACAGUACCAAGGUCGCCAAGGCUGUCGAGACCCUCCAAAAUGCAGCUCCUAUUGCCAAAGUCAGUGGCUUCACAAUUAACCUCGACACACCCCGAAUUGAGGAAGAUUUGGUCAAGUUCCUCACCGAAAUCACUUCCAAUGGCACCAAGCUCGACCACAUUGUGUACACAGCCAACUCACUCAAUCUCAAGCCACUUGACCAAGUUACAGCCGAUUACUUGAGCAAUAGCGGCCAGUUCGGUCUGGUGGUUCCCAUGCUCUUGGCCAAACUUGCGUCUCGCUUUCUGAACCCCAGCUACAAGUCCUCACUCAUUUUCACCAGUGGUCGCGUUGCCGAGAAGCCAGUCAAGGGCUACACUAUGGGAGCCGCCUUUGGAGCUUUGCUCUUUGGCAUCACUCGCUCGCUGGCGCUGGAUUUGGCUCCUAUUCGCGUCAACUGUGUGUCUCCUGGUGCUACAGAUACAGAGAUGUGGGGCAAUGAUGAGCAGCGCGCUCAACGGCUACAAAUGUACACCAAAAUUGCUCUGCUGGGCAAGGCUGGUACUGCCGAGGAGGUUGGCGAGGCGUACAUCUACUUGAUGAGAGACUUUAACAACACUGGAAGCACAGUCAGCACCAGCGGAGGAGCUUUAAUUCAAUAGGAUUCAAAAAGUGUUACUGGGCGGGCUCAGGAAAGACUUUGAAGUUCAGAUGAUUCGGCUAGGGUAUAUGGUCAAUAGUUGCUGCGUACUUUUCAUGAAUACCGAUGUUUUAGCUUUGAAUCCAAAACUUCAAAUUCAUUGAAAUGCCCAGAGAACUCUCGUGCGGGC
This is a messenger RNA of Pseudogymnoascus verrucosus, 1291 nucleotides long. RefSeq lists its product as uncharacterized. NCBI's taxonomy places the organism in Eukaryota, Fungi, Ascomycota, Leotiomycetes, Thelebolales, Thelebolaceae. Gene Ontology annotation, molecular function: oxidoreductase activity. The transcript has a single exon. The record is from RefSeq and is a predicted model, not a curated record. Bases 368 to 1123 code for a protein of 251 amino acids.